Molecule: messenger RNA, 943 nt
Organism: Pelagomonas calceolata
Lineage: Eukaryota; Pelagophyceae; Pelagomonadales; Pelagomonadaceae
Source: the annotation of a GenBank genome assembly
CUUAAGCUUUGUGAUUCUGCGGCUGCUACGCGCGAACGCCCGUCUUUUGGCGGCCAAACACACGCGCGCUGACGCCUCCCGGACGUGCCCACCAGCUCCGAAAAUAUCAGCCAUUUGAGUCGCAUCAGCACCUAACAAGCAUGAUCGCAGUCGACCGGGACAUCCUCGUCCACAUCGGCGGCUUCCUCGUCGCCUACAACUUACUGGGGAGAGCCUACGCGGCGCUCUCCACGAAGUACAGCACGACCUAUAACGAGUUGUCGCCCUUCGACCAAACGGGCUGGACCGGGCGCCUCGUCUCGCUGACGCACGCGCCGAUAGCGGUGGCGCUCGCCUGGCGUUGUUUGCGGGACUAUGAGUGCUGGACGUGUGCGGCCACCUUAAUCCACGCGCACGAUGCGAAGGGCGUCUUUGCGCUGGCGCACACCGGUGGGUAUUUGCUACAUGAUUUUGUUGACCUGCUGAUCAAUGGGAAAAAACACAAGAAAUACGACGGCGGGCCCCUCGUCUUCUUGCAUCAUGUUGCGGCCAUCUGUUCGUAUUGUAUCGUGGCGUCCUAUCGAAAAUGCACCCUACUCUACGUCAUCUGGAUCCUCUGCGAGCUCUCGACGCCGUUUUUGAAUGGGAUCUGGUUCUUCUCGAAGAUGAAGCUCAAACCCCAGAGGACGGCCUGCGGGUUGAUGCUGUUCCUGUCGUACGUGCCGACGCGGAUCUACGCGUCGCCGGCGACGGCCGCCGCCUUAUACGCCGCGCGCGACGACGUGCGGGAGCUGCCCGCCUUCCUCGUAGGGUUCCUCCUGGCGAUGUUGAUUUUUGCGACGGUGAUGAACUACUUCUGGUUCUACAAGAUCUCGCUCGGCAUUAUGAAGGCGCUCGGCCUCGGGGCGAAGAAGAAGGCGGCGUGAUGGAUGUUUUAGGACGUGUUUAAUCAUAUUUUUUCCCG